Messenger RNA from Epinephelus fuscoguttatus (brown-marbled grouper), 1689 nucleotides. RefSeq names its product RAD18 E3 ubiquitin protein ligase (gene rad18). Gene Ontology annotation, molecular function: single-stranded DNA binding; ubiquitin protein ligase activity. The record is from RefSeq and is a predicted model, not a curated record. Lineage: Eukaryota; Metazoa; Chordata; Actinopteri; Perciformes; Serranidae. Bases 92 to 1672 code for a protein of 526 amino acids. Gene Ontology annotation, biological process: protein monoubiquitination; DNA damage tolerance. The transcript has 14 exons. Gene Ontology annotation, cellular component: nucleus; Rad6-Rad18 complex.
UGCAUCCCAUUGAGCGGGACUUUGAUUCCUGACCACUGAAACAAAAAAGUUUUGUGGUUUUCUCUAACAGCUGCUGCUUUGUUUACGAGCCAUGGCGGUACAGAUUGAAGCGGAUUUACCACCCAACCUUUCAUGUCUCAAAAAUGUUGACACCCUGCUUCGAUGUCCCAUCUGCUUCGACUUCCUCAAUAUUUCAAUGAUGACGAAAUGCUCUCACAAUUUUUGCUCCUUGUGCAUCAGAAAAUUUCUUUGCUAUAAGAUGCAGUGUCCAGUGUGCAAUACACAAGCAACAGAACAAGAUCUAAGAAACAACCGUUUACUGGAUGACUUGGUCGUGAACUUUAAAGAUGCAAGGCAGCAGUUGUCAAAAGUUCAAUUUGACUCUCCUCCAAUAUCGCCAAAGACCCCAGCUUCAGCCGUCAAAUGCAAAACUCCCAGACAGAGGGGCCAGAAGUGUAGCAGCUCUGAUCUGAGUCACUUUUUCCAAAAGAAGCCUAAAACGUCUUCCACUGAAGAAACUCAGCUAGAUGGGUCUGCUGCUAAGAGUGUUCAGUGGGGGAAAAGGCAAACUUCAAGCACCCACAAUGCAAAUGACACCGACCUACAUUCAGCAACUGCUCAUCUUCCAGUGCAUGUGAAGGAAGAGCCGAUAGAUGUGGACGAGGUAUCUAUCCAGGGUUUGAUGUCGGUCAAACAGGAGGCAGGAGUCUCAGGCAGCAUCAGCACCGCGGUUGAGAUGCCGCAUUCCUCGUCACCAUCAAAAGAUGUAAAGCCCGCAAUCAAAGUGGAGUGCCCUGUGUGUUCUGUUAGUGUACCACAGAAUUUUAUCAACAAGCAUCUGGACGUGUGUCUCAGCAGUGGAGAGAAGAAGGAAAGCUUAAGGAGGUUCUCCCUCCCCGCCAAGACCUCUGAUUGCAUCCUGGUUACAUCCUCACAGUGUGCCAAUGCCGGACGCUCCCUGGACCGGAUGAGGCGUCCAAUGACGAAGCUGGUGUACACCUUGCUCUCCAUGCAGGAGCUGAAGAGGAGGCUGAAGGAGUGUCAUCUCUCCAUGCAGGGUCCUCGAGACCAGCUUAUCAAAAGACACCAGGAGUUUGUCCAAAUAUACAAUGCCCAGUGUGAUUCCCUAAACCCAAAAUCAGCUGAAGAUAUUGCCAAAGAGGUGGAGGCCAAUGAGAAGAUGAGGAAUCGGCUGCAGGGGAAAGCCAAACCUGUCAUGGUAUUUGCAAAGAACCAGUCUGAGAAGGAGAUUGAAGAGAUGCAUUCAAAUUACAGGAAGAAGCACAGCAGUGACUUUUCCCGCCUGAUUGCCCAGGUUCGGGGUCGCAUGGACACCACCAGGCAGGCUCGUAUAAAACAGGAAGUCACUGUGGAAGGAGAGGAUGCACAAAAACCACACUCUGCAGAUCAAGUUCCAGAGUCAAAAAGCUGCUCAGUGAUCAAGGUAGAAGACACAGAAUCUGAUGAGGACUCAUCUGCGAGAGGGAUUGAAUUGUCAUCCAGCCCCACUUUGAGUGAUGUCUCCAUCAGCAGUUCCAUUUCAGACAUCUUUGGUCCAGAGCCUUCCAGAAACUCACAGGACACAGACUGGACCCCUGUCCGAAAGCGAACCACAAGAGGAGAUGAUGCAUCGUCAUCGCCUGUGAGUGGAAAACGACGGCGUAAAACAUGAGGAGAGAUGAAGAAAAG